This is a messenger RNA of Zymoseptoria tritici IPO323, 930 nucleotides long. RefSeq lists its product as uncharacterized. The transcript is spliced from 2 exons. Lineage: Eukaryota; Fungi; Ascomycota; Dothideomycetes; Mycosphaerellales; Mycosphaerellaceae. The annotation marks the transcript as partial. Gene Ontology annotation, molecular function: methyltransferase activity. The record is from RefSeq and is a predicted model, not a curated record.
CUCGGCAGCGAUGCUGCCAGUGUAACGACAUCACUCAGCGAAUCAAUAUACAACUACCGUCGCGAACAUGGCCGUACAUAUCACGCCUACAAAGACGGCAAAUACAUCUUCCCCAACGAUGAGCGGGAGGCCGACCGUCUCGACCUGCAACACCACCUUCUCCGCAUCACUUACGCCAACAAACUCUACUUCUCGCCCUUGGACAAUCCUCGCAGGUGUCUGGACGUGGGUACAGGGACGGGAAUUUGGGCGGUGGAUUUCGCAGACGAACACCCCGAGUGUGAGGUCGUGGGCAUCGACUUGUCGCCUGGACAGCCAAGCUUGGUGCCGCCGAAUCUGAAGUUCAUCAUCGAUGAUGCGGAGGAUGCGUGGCUGUAUCCAGAGAAAUUCGACUUCAUCCACGCGAGAUUAAUGAGCGGCUGUUUCUCGGACUGGCCGGAGUUCAUACGACAAGCUUACGAAAACCUCGAGCCCGGCGGUUGGCUCGAACUGCAAGACUACGGCCUCCCCGUGCGCUCCGCCGACAACACCCACCUCGGCACCUCCGUCUACGAAUGGGGCCAACUCCUCUGUCAAGCCUCUCUCAAACUCGGCCGUCCACUCGGCAGCGACGCCUCGGAGUAUUUCACGACCUACAUGCAGUCCGCGGGCUUCGUCGACAUCCAAGUGAAAAUGUUCAUGUGGCCGACCAACUCGUGGCCCAAGGACCCGUAUAUGAAAGAGCUGGGACGGUGGAAUCAAGUCAACAUCACCGAAGGGUUGGAGGCGUUUUGUUUGGCGUUGUUGACGAGGGGAUUGGGGUGGAAGAAGGAGGAGGUGGAUGUCCUUGUGGCGAAGACGGCGCGGGAUUUGAAGGAUCGUAGGAUUCAUGCGUAUUUUCCUAUGCCGGUGGUUUAUGGCCGGAAACCGAGGGAGGGAGAGGUUUGGUAA